This is a messenger RNA of Perkinsus marinus ATCC 50983, 320 nucleotides long. RefSeq names its product merozoite surface antigen, putative. NCBI's taxonomy places the organism in Eukaryota, Perkinsozoa, Perkinsida, Perkinsidae. The record is from RefSeq and is a predicted model, not a curated record. The transcript has a single exon. The annotation marks the transcript as partial.
CGCUAUGGCCAGUUCCGUAACCACACCACCAUGUCCUACGACUCCUAUAGCUCCUACCACACCACCAUGUCCUACGACUCCUAUAGCUCCGACCACACCACCAUGUCCUACGACUACUGGAGCCCAUACCAUACCACCAUGUCCUACGACUACUAGAGCUCCUACCCCACCACCAUUUCCUACGAGUACUAGAGCUCCUACCACACCGCCAUUCCCUACAACUACUCCCAUCAGCACUCAGACACCAGUCUCUACGGUGACUCCGACACCUGCCUCUAGUACGACUGCGAGACCUGCUCCUGCCACCACAACGCCCAGUA